Molecule: messenger RNA, 1116 nt
Organism: Camelina sativa (false flax)
Lineage: Eukaryota; Viridiplantae; Streptophyta; Magnoliopsida; Brassicales; Brassicaceae
Source: RefSeq, a predicted model, not a curated record
UUAAUCACUGCAUUGUUAGCGUGAAAUCACUUUUUAACCUUUUCGGCUUCUCCGUCAAUUAGAAUCGCCGGCGACAAUAAUCUCCGACGACAAUAUUUUCACGUGUUUAUUGAAGCUAUGCGUAAACGAACAGCAGAAGCGUCUCUGUCACCUGGAAUCCAAAGAAACAGAGCAGACUCUUUUACUAAUUACAGAUCUCAAGUAACUGAGCUUUUGUCUCAAGGUGAGAGGAUCUCUUCUCAUCAUGAUCAACAACAAGAAGCCAGUGAGAGACAUUCUGAGAGUGUUAUAGGAGCUGGGAUGUCCAAUUUCGAGAAAGAGAAGUUGAAUGUCUUGUUAAGGCGGUGUGUUAGGAAUCUAACUCCAGAAGUUGAUGAGAUGCAGGAAUGUGUGAGCUCUAUGUACCUGAUUUCACAGCUAGGGAACAAAUGUCAGUCAUCCUCACCGAGCAAUUUCGUUCCUGAAGAAUCCGGAAGGGAGAGAGAAGAUGACAUUCAGCUACUUCUGAGUUCUGACCCUGAUAUGGUCAAGAACAUAACGUCCCAGUAUUCUAGUAUUCUGCUGUCCAAACUGGACAAUAUGCAGCAGGAGCUCGAGAAUCUUCUUGACGAUGUUGUGGCCACUUGCAGACCUAUGACUCAUGGUGAAAUUCGGGAGCUUCAGAACUCAAUCAAGGAGCUGCCUGAAAGAAAUCUCAACCGUGUCGCUGAAAUAGUAGGAAACCAUGACAUAUCAUAUGGCAGAGAUUUCAACGAUAAGGUUAUAGUCAACCUGGAUAAGGCGGACAACAUCAUGUUAUGGAGAUUGCAUUUCUAUGUAAGAGCAGUCAAGAGUGCCCAGAAGCUGGCGCCCUAGCUAAUUUAGGCUGUAUAUAUGGUUAGGAUUGCUAAGAUGGUCUGAUACUCUGAUGUGCUAAACCGGUUUCAUAUAUUUAUUAUUUUUCUUUUUCAUGAUUAGUCCGGUUAGGUCAUGUUGCACUUGGUCUUAUAUGGAUUAUCUGUUCUGCUUUUGCAAGACUUUGAUAUGUCAAAGAUUGAGUUAGACGGUCUGCAGAUUAUUUUGGUGUAUUACAAUCUCUAUUUUUUUUGUGUGUAUGCAAAGUAUAAUCUCUAUGCA